AUGCGACAGACCACUGAGAUACUUGCUCGAGGUGACUUCAAGUUACGAAAGUGGUGCACCAGCCACCACGAGGUCUUAAAGGAUGUGUCAGAUGAUGACAAGGAGAAGUAUUUGAAGUUCGACGAUGGCAGCGAUAUAACCAAAACUCUUGGUCUUGCAUGGGAUCCGGCAACAGACGAGCUGCUGUUCUCUUUAUCGUCUCUAGAUCCCGGCUCCAAGGCCUGCCGACGAUCUGUUCUGGCCACCGUUGCUCGUUUCUAUGACCCGCUAGGCCUUCUUGGUCCAGUAAUCACAAAGGCCAAGGUGUUUCUUCAACAACUCUGCAAGGACAAAUUGGAUUGGGAUGAAAGUUUGCCCUUAGAUCGUAACACCUGCUGGAUUGAAAUGUGCAUCAGUUUUCAGAGCGUUCAACGCAUAUCAUUCCCAAGAUUUUUGCUUCUUUCAGAAACUGAUGUUGAAAUUCAUGGUUUCUGCGAUGCCAGCGAGGAAGCUUACGGAGCUUGCAUAUAUGUGCUGUCUAGGGGCACUUCUCCAGCCAGCAGCCAUCUCUUAUGUUCCAAAUCCCGAGUAGCGCCUCUCAAAACGAUAUCUGUACCUAAGCUGGAGUUAUGUGGCGCCCUGCUACUAGCCAAGCUGAUGAAUGAAGUUAUGAAAAUGGAUAUGUUCAAUGGUCCUUUUCACUGCUGGUGUGAUUCCUCUGUGGCGCUAUCCUGGAUCGGUAAUGAGCCUUUCAAAUUCAACGUCUUCGUGGCAAACCGAGUGGCUUCUAUACAGGAAUUGACUACUAAUAUGGAAUGGCAUCAUAUUCCGACUACACUGAAUCCUGCCGACAUUUUGUCCAGGGGGUCUACUCCGGAUUUACUGGCGCUUUCUGAGAUCUGGUUUCAUGGCCCACCAUUUUUACUUGGUGGUCGCAAGGAUUGGCCUACGCGUCUGCAUUAUGGCGAUCCGAGCCUUGAGUUACGUAAACAGGUGCUGAUGGUCAAGUCACCUCACGUUGAUGUCACCCUUAGAUCCAAGUAUGGCAACUCGUUCCCUUCCAUGCAGCGCGUGUUCGCAUACAUUUACAAAUUUUCUCACCGCUUGUGGCAUCGUGGUCUCGAAAUAUCUGAUGUGCAACGUGGGACAUAUAUGCUCUGGCGAGGCGUCCAAUUGGCUCAUUUAUGGGAGGACAUAAAGGAGCUUCGUUCAAAUAGCAUUGUUAAAAAAUCAAGUUCUAUUGCUUCGCUCUUGCCCUUCAUAGAUGCAUGUGGCCUUCUUCGAGUUGGUGGACGCCUCGAAAAUUCAACACUUGCGUAUGAGGCUCGCCAUCCCAUAAUAGUGCCACGUCGUCACCCACUCACCUUAGCGCUCAUCAUGCACUUCCAUAAGAUGAACCUGCAUGCAGGACCGCGCGCUCUGUUGGCAAGCAUCCGACUACAAUACUGGCCUAUUGGAGGACUGCGAACGGUCUCAAAUGUACUGAAAGGCUGUGUGGAGUGCUUCCGGGCCAGGCCCAAAUUUCUGGAACCAAUCAUGGCUAAUCUUCCGAAGGAACGUUUGGAGUGCGUACGGGCCUUUGCUGUUUCUGGCGUCGACUAUUGUGGACCUUUCCUUUACAAAUCAGAAGUUCGCACCAGGUCUCCCAUCAAGUGCUACGUAUGCGUGUUCAUCUGCUUUACAAGCAAGGCUGUGCACUUAGAGCUUGUCAAGGAUCUAACAACUGCGUCGUUUUUAAGUGCUUUGAAGAGAUUCAUUUCUACACGUGGAAAGCCUAGUCAAAUUUGGUCGGACAAUGCUACCAACUUUGUAGGAGCAAAAAAUGAGUUGGCGGAUUUGAAGCGGCUGCUGCUUAGCGAUUCUCAUAUGCAGUCUGUUCAUCAAGCUUGCUUGGCUGAGGGAAUCGACUGGCAAUUUAUUCCGCCUCGCUCACCACACUUUGGCGGAUUGUGGGAGGCAGCAGUCAAGACGGCCAAACACCAUUUCUACCGCUCUGUUGGCCGCCAAACGCUUAGUUUUGAUGAGCUUCGCACUUUGGUUUGUCAGAUUGCGUCAAUCAUUAAUUCUCGCCCCUUGCUAUCCGUUUCAGAGAAUCCAGAUGAUCUUGAUGUUUUGACUCCUGCCCACCUACUUUUUGGUGGCCCUUCCACUACUAUCAUUGAGCCCGAUCUAACCAAGCUUAACUAUAACCGCUUGGAUGGUUGGCAGCGUGUAACAUAUCUGCAGCAACUAUUCUGGUCCCGAUGGCAGAAGGAGUAUCUUACCCUUCUGCAACAACGCACCAAAUGGCGGUCUCCUGAACGAAUGCUGAAGGUCAACGACGUAGUUUUGAUAAAGGAUGAAAAUCUACCUCCCCAUGCGGUGGCCCUAGCUAGCGAGGGUGACCGCACUUAUUCCUGGACGAGAUGGUGUUUGCCGAGUUGCUGA
Molecule: messenger RNA, 2406 nt
Organism: Drosophila rhopaloa
Lineage: Eukaryota; Metazoa; Arthropoda; Insecta; Diptera; Drosophilidae
Exons: 1
Coding region: 1-2406 (801 amino acids)
Biological process (GO): DNA integration
Molecular function (GO): nucleic acid binding
Source: RefSeq, a predicted model, not a curated record